Molecule: messenger RNA, 292 nt
Organism: Bipolaris maydis ATCC 48331
Lineage: Eukaryota; Fungi; Ascomycota; Dothideomycetes; Pleosporales; Pleosporaceae
Source: RefSeq, a predicted model, not a curated record
GAGAAAACGCUAACAAGCUGAAGCUGGGCUUCCUUGUGGUGCAUGACCCCACCUCAAUCUUGCUUUGCCGUUAUGCUCCACAAACUCAUUGGGGAAUAGUCCCAUCGGCAGUGUAUAACCGCUAUUUUCGUGCACUUCGCAUUGAUAACGCCGACUCUUUGACUGACCUUAUUCGUGGGGAUAGCACGGCAUCUUCUUCAUCGUCGUGGUGGUGACGGAUUCGGGCAGCUCUGCGUUAAGGUACUAAAUCAUGUACCAUGGACAUUAAAAAGUGAAGAAUGGCCGCGACAUU